Molecule: messenger RNA, 1536 nt
Organism: Linderina pennispora
Lineage: Eukaryota; Fungi; Kickxellomycota; Kickxellomycetes; Kickxellales; Kickxellaceae
Exons: 8
Coding region: 61-1536 (491 amino acids)
Cellular component (GO): cytosol
Molecular function (GO): oxidoreductase activity; flavin adenine dinucleotide binding; FMN binding
Source: RefSeq, a predicted model, not a curated record
CUUACUCACACAGUCUCUGCUGACAGGCUGCCGCGUACAUUUGUUGUGUACGGAUCAAACAUGGGCACCAGCGAUGACUAUGCGACGCAGAUGGCCGAGCAGCUGAAGCGCAUGGGGUUUGCUGACAUUACUCUAGUGUCGCUGAAUGACUGGGAUUUUGCUUCAAUGCAGUCUGCCGAUGGCAGGCGCUCUCUGGUUGUGGCUAUUACCAGUACGUACAACGGAAUGCCACCCGACAACGCCAGAAACUUUGCCAAGCUGCUCGACCAGGAGACCCGCGCCGAUAUCCUCAAGGACGUCGACUUUGUGCUGUUUGGCUGCGGCAACUCGCUCUGGCACACGUUCCUGAAGUUCCCGCGCCAUCUGUACCAGCGUCUUGAUGAGCUUGGUGCCACGCCACUGACGGAGUUUACAGCGGGAGAUUCCAACGACGAUCUCGACGACGAGUCGGGAAUGAUUCUGACUGAUCACUACGGCUCCAGUUCGCUGUCGUACUCGCUAAAGUACGUUGACAAACAGCCCUGCUGCCCCCGUUCAGAUUGUCACUGGAGAACGCAUCAGUCAAAGUCAACCGGAGCUGCAGGACGUCGAAAGGAGCGAUAUCUCGUACACGACUGGCGACCACCUCAAUAUCUACCCAGUCAACCGCCAGGUGUUGUGCAGCUCGAGCUGGAUACAGUAUUCGAGCUGGAGCAGCAGCAGCUAUCUAUGGCCACGCAUGCACCGUCGGUGAUGCCUCUCCAAUAUGUCUGCGACUGGAAGGAAGCACCUUCACGCGAGCUGGUUGUUGCGCUGAGUGAGGCUUCAGGCAAUGAGCCUGCCUAUGAUUCGCUGCGCAAGGCUGCUGAAGACGUCAACACGCUAGGCAAGCAGUCGGCUGGCUGGAGUGCAUUCACAGCACAGAACCGCACUGUUCUGGAUGUGCUGCGCACGUAUGCACCGCUGGUGCGCCAGAUUCCAUUUGCAACGCUGCUUCACUUUGUGUCGGCCAUGGAUCCCCGGCGGUACUCGAUCGCCAGCUGCCAGUCGGUUGUUGGCAAUGAAGUCCACAUCUCAGCUGCCAUUGUCAACGAUACCGUCAAUGGCCGCUCCUACGGUGGUCUGGCAACCGAGUAUCUGGCAUCGUUGGAGGCGGGUGCUCCGCAAGACGUGUUCCACCUGCCACCUUCAUCGGAUGUGCCUGUGGUGUUCGUCGGCGCCGGUACUGGACCCGAGUACGACUACCUGUACAAGGACGAGCUCGAGCAGUAUGUCCAAGACGGCACGCUGUCCAAGCUGCAGACAGCAUUCUCGCGGGUCGGUGAUGAGUGCAAGUAUGUGCAGCACCACGUUUCCCAGGAUGGAGCCAAGAUCUGGUCGCAUCUGCAGAGCGGUGGGCGCAUCUACGUCUGCGGAUCGGCUGAUAAGCUGGGCAAGAGUAUGAGUGCAGCCAUGGCUCGGAUCUUUGAAGAGCAUGGCGGCCUAUCUGCCGACGAGGCGAGCACGUACCUUUCCGACCUGAUCUCGGAUGGUCACUACGCCCAGGAUAUCUGGUAG